AUGAGCGCUGAAUGCAACAUUAAGGCGCAAAUGUUCUCGGAGGCCCGUGAUGUUUCGAUACGCAACUCAGAAAUCACAAAUGUUGGAGGUGAUUUAACAAUAAAUAAUUAUAAUAUCCAUCUCCAGCCAGACUCGGAACCGGUGAAGCUAUCAACCUGGUAUGGCUGGAUUGAUCCGUUUUCGGAUCUGAAAUCGAAGAUGUUCCAUGCCGCGGAGAGAGUUAAGAAUUUACUACCAUGUCCAUUUUCGACCAUGGCCGAGAUACCCCUAGAAGAAAAAGUUGCCCAAGACGCUCUCAAAUACCCACCACUUCCGAAUGGCACAAUCCUUCUGAGUAAAACAUUGUUGUGUAUACCAGGAGUCGUGAAUCAGUUGAUUUCGAGUGUCCGAUACUCCUUCUACUGA
Laccaria bicolor S238N-H82 is the source of this 405-nucleotide messenger RNA. RefSeq lists its product as uncharacterized. The coding region runs from base 1 to 405 and encodes 134 amino acids. The record is from RefSeq and is a predicted model, not a curated record. The transcript has 7 exons. Lineage: Eukaryota; Fungi; Basidiomycota; Agaricomycetes; Agaricales; Hydnangiaceae.